Molecule: messenger RNA, 1995 nt
Organism: Oikopleura dioica
Lineage: Eukaryota; Metazoa; Chordata; Appendicularia; Copelata; Oikopleuridae
Source: the annotation of a GenBank genome assembly
AUGGCAUGGACUCAGAGUACACAAAUCGCCAGAGAAGAGCCUAAUUAUGAAAAGGAUUUGGGAGUUUUGAAUUGGGAAUCGUUUUUCCCGACAGAUGAAAUUAGUGGAAUCGGAGAAAGGGUCCAACAAGCAGUUAUUGGAGACGAAAAUGCAUCAGCUCCAAAAAGUAAUCGACGAAACAGAAACGUCGACAAACUCACCCCAGCUGUUCGAAAAUUGAUGGAUGGCGUGAUCCAUCUCCUCCAUUUCAAAGACGAUGCACUAGUGACUCUUUCCGUUCUGCCGCAGUUGAUAGGGCUGUUGAACUCCUCCGAUCCGAACCAGGCUCACAAUGGCGCUUCGUCCAUCCUUUCACUCGCGAAGAAAGCAGCGCCGAAGUAUGCUCUCAUUGAUUCAAAAGACCUUAUGCCCGCCUUUUCCCAUUUUCUUCAAGACACGAAUACAAAGACGCACGAUGAAACUAAAAAGGCUGUUCUUGGUACGAUGGCAAUCCUUAGUGAAGAACCCAAAGGCCGAAUGGCUAUGUUCAAGGGUCACACCAUCCAAGCGCUGGUUCGAAUGCUCGGCCAUCCAAAAGACACCAUCGUCAAAUAUGCCCUAUCGACGCUUUACAACCUCAUCUCAUACAAUAAAGACGAAGUGGCGGGAGCAAUUCGUCUCGCUGGCGGAGUCAAACGGAUGUCCGCUCUGAUUAGCCCCAAAGAAAAUCGACCUUUCAAAGAUAAGGUGCACGCGAUCGUUUGUGCCUCGCUGGAGCAGCUGUGCAUGGGAGAUGUGGGCUCAAAGGUGAUUGUUUCGGAAAUGAAUUGCAUCGGCUUCAUUAUUGAUGCGGUGAAAUCUUCGACUUAUGAAAAACUUCGAUACGCCGCCUCUAGAACUCUUUGCUCCCUCAGCGCUUACUCUGGUCUGAAGCGAGAAAUUCUUAGCUUGGAUGCAGUUAACAGCUUGAUCACCGCGUUUGACGAUCCCAAAGCGAGCGAAGACAUAAAGGAAUCAAUCCUGUGGACAAUUCGAAAUUUGUCGGAUAGAAUCGAUGACGAUUCCAAAGUUAUUCACAGACUCAUCUCUGAUUGCCUCUUGAUCAUCAGUGGCGAUUCUAACGUUGUGGACAGCUUGAGGCACAUCGCCGGUGGCAUCCUCUGCAACUUGACUUGCAACUCUGAGAAAAACAAGGCUUACGUCGUGGAAAACAACGGUGUUCGAUCACUUUCCGCCUGUAUCUUAGAAGCAUCUGAUUCCCUGAGCACGAAAGAGCCCGCGAUCUGUACGCUUCGACAUCUGACCUCCAGAAACCCAUGUGCUGAAAAGGCACGAGAUCAAAUUGCCGACCGCCAUGUCAUUGCUGAACUUCAUUCCGCGCUCAAGAAUUUUCCCGAGCUACGGCCAGACGAACAAGAUGUCACCUACAAACGAGCAGCCCUCAGACUCGUCCGAAACCUCUCUCUCAACAAACGCUGUCGAAACAAAAUGUACGAUCUGAAAGUGAUUACUCAAAUCUACUCGCUGAUGACCGAACUAUCCGUUGCAAAGGGAUACGAGCAGUUCGAAAUCGACGAUGUCAUUGAGGCUUCUCUCAGCGCGAUCCAUGUCUUGUGCAAGGAUGACAAGCAACGAAAGCUGCUCAUGAACAACGAUCCAAGCGGAGUUGUCAAAACUCUUGUGCAAUUCGCUCUUGCCCCUUCGCUCAAUUGUAAACGCGAAGCUCUUGGAGCCCUGGCAGAGUUGUCCCAAGACUCUGGAUAUCGAAGCCUAAUCAAAAGUUAUGAAGGGCAUAUUUCCGAGCUCAUGGCGAUCGAUGUCGAGUCUGUUUCGGUUUAUGCUGGAUACGUUCUUUACCAAAUCGACGAGGACCAAAAAAGAACAUUGCGACGCAAAGCUACAAUCGAAAAGAAAUUAGAACAAAUGGAGCAACAAGAAGAUCAUGACGAGCUGCCGAAGAAUUUCGCCCAAGAAACGGAAGAACAGCAGAUAACUACUGGAGAUUCUGACGUUUGA